Asterias rubens (European starfish) is the source of this 1890-nucleotide messenger RNA. RefSeq names its product poly(U)-specific endoribonuclease-like. The record is from RefSeq and is a predicted model, not a curated record. The transcript has 8 exons. Lineage: Eukaryota; Metazoa; Echinodermata; Asteroidea; Forcipulatida; Asteriidae. Bases 277 to 1644 code for a protein of 455 amino acids. Gene Ontology annotation, molecular function: RNA endonuclease activity.
CUUUGUUUUACUCGCCAAAUCACCAUAAGCUAUCUUGAGGUAUGGUGGGCACGUCACUGCAGCUGCACUAUUUGGUAUAGGUAAAUUUGUUUGAAUGCACCUAAUCCAAACCGUGAACUCUUUAGUGUCAGCCAUACUGCCAAAAUGCUAACGGAACGGUUUUGUGCAGUGAUAUAAGCCGCUGGAAAGAGUGAGCUCGCACCCAAAAAAAGUGAAACUGAACUCCUUUCUUGCGCACUGGGUAGGGUGUGAAAGAGCUUGACGCACGCCGUGUAAAUGGACGCCAGCCCCCCGUCAACAUCGUGUCGACCGGCAAUAAUCAAAGCGUCAAUAUUAUCAUCUGUACUGGUCAUUUCAUUGCUGAUCUCGCUCUACUUUACCGGUGUAUUUUAUGAUCGAGCUGAAGGUAGCGUAAGUCCUGCUAAUAUUCGUAAAGGCGCAACUGCAGCCGUUAGCUGUCUCGGACGAUGCGGUGAUAAGGCGAGCAGCGCGUACAGCUGCCAGUGCAAUUCGGUCUGCCUGAAAUUCAACGACUGCUGCAACGACUAUAAUCGGUACUGCGUAGAGGGAUCUUGUCUCAAUCGAUGUGACGAUACCGACAUUCGCUAUCCAUGUACUUGCGAUUCUCAGUGUGGAUCGUGGCCGAUAGCAGGCUGCUGUUCAGACCACGACGCCCGAUGUAAAAUUGUGGUGACCACAACUGCACCAGGCUCGUGUACUGGACGAUGUGGUCAGAUUCCCGACUCGACCCAGCCAUGCCAAUGUAACUCUAAAUGCUCCAAGUUCGGGGACUGUUGCAGCGACUACGGAAGUCUAUGCGGUGCCCCAGCCCCUCCACCAACGUCUGCCCCAGUGAUCCCUGUGGACAUAUCGGCAUUUGCCAGCGCCAUCUGGGCUGAUGAUGUCAAUCGACUGAGCAUCGGUAGCGAUCUAGUGAUGAAUACGGGCAACUACAUCAGUGACUCGUAUUUGCAUCAGGACGUCUCCUACAACAGAUUGUUUUCCUCAGUUAACGCUCAAAUGCUUCAAAGACCGACAUACAAAGCCCUCAUAAAGCUCUUCAACAACUACAUCACCACACAGGGAAAGACUGAGACCAAGACGUCCACAGAGUCGGCCGAAGAGGACGAGUUCAUGAAUGCGAUAUUCAACACUGUGGUCAUGCAGCGGGCGUACCAGUUUGUCAAAGCCAAGAACUAUUAUUCAGGGAGUCUCAGCCAAUACAAGACGUUCAUUCGAGGACUUCUCUUCACUCACUACUCUCGUAAAGCCACACAAGACUCCUCGGGAUUUGAACACGUGUUCGUUGGCGAGUUCUCAGAUAGCUCCACGAUAUCCGGUUUCCAUAACUGGGUCCGCAUGUACCUUUUGGAAGACCAGGGGCAUGCUAACUAUUACGGAUACAUCAAACAAAAACAGCCCAAUCUAAUCAAAUACCAGUUCAAGUGGUCGAACCGCGUCAAGCCAGUCACGUCCACAAUGUACGGCGUCAGCCCCGAGUUCGAAAUUGCACUCUUCUCGACUUGCUUCUUGAAGUCUCCCAACUCACUCUGCAGACUCAAGAUCAAUGGACAGACUGCAAAUGUGCAGACAUACGACUACAAGGGAGCGCAAGUAUUUGGAUCAGCAUACUUUACAUCUUAAAGGUGACACACAGACAACUCAGACAGUAAGUUUUUGUUAAUAACACAAAAACAGGGUGUCCGUGAGUGAUGUCAUCAAAGUAUUAUUAGACGAGGUGGUGUUAACAUUUUACCAUCAAUCCAAUGUCAGGUUCAGGAGUUAGUUUUACAUUUUCCCAAUUAUAAAAAUUUAACUUCGUGUUUAAACUGGAGGUCCAGGGGUGGAUUUCACAAAGGUAGUCCUAACUUAGGACUAGUCCUAGGCAAU